GCGGGAAGGCGGGAAGGUGGGAAAAUGGCGCGACGCGCGGUCGCGCGGUAAGUCGACGUCAGAAGGUGGAGAAAUGGCGGGAAAGUGAGCGCGGGAAGCUGGAGAAAUGGCGGGAAAGUGAACGCAUCGUUACUUGGGUAGCCAGGCAGUGGGUGCACGGCAAGACGCAGCCGUUCGCAGGCCGACGGCAUUACUCCCGUCACGACUUUCCCGCCUGAAUCUGACCGCUUUUACGGUCAAAUUCCGUACGCAAGCGGAGGCCAAGAGUCAGUAAGCUCUCGAGCUUGCGAAGCUGGAAGCUGCAUGUGUGUCAUCAGGUCAAACCUUUUCAGGCUUUUCCACUUUGGGCUUCUUCAAAGGACAUUGAGAGUUGAGGUGUAUGAAGCUGCACAGCUCCGGGAUUACGCUGCCUCCUGGUGGCAGGACCUGUCUUCCAAAACCUUCGGGAACUCCGGUAUCGCCAUCUCUAACUGGCGGUCCUUCAAGGAUGCGCUCCUCUCCCAAUUCCAGCCGGUGAACAUGCACCUCACCGCCCGAGAUAAGUUGUUCGCGAUGCGCCAGCACAGGUCUGUAAAGGAUUAUGCAGCUGCCAUGCGCAACCUCUUCGUUUACACCUCUGACAUGUCCGAAUCUGACCGUGUAUAUCUUUUUAUGCGGGGGCUUAAGCCCCAUCUAUUUCGUGAGGUCCGGCUCAAGGCCCCCACGUCCUUCGAUUUGGCAGUGGAGCUAGCAGAUAGACUGGAUCAGCUAGGAGCAGGCGGUGGCAACCAUGGGGGGGGGAGAGGGAGAAUGUCCACUCCACCUCAAAACAUGUCAUGGGCAUCUGCCCUAUCCGCUUCGUCACCAGGACCGUCCCCGUCGUCCUCGACGUCGACCUCGUCCCAGUCUUCCUACCCAAUGGCGUCUCCAUGCUCCGCCACUCCUCAUCAGAACUCUUUGUCCAGCAGAGCCUGUGCAACCGUGCCUUCCGAGUCUACGCCUAAUGCACAUUCUACCAAGCUGCCAGAUGACCCGUUCAACAUGUCCGGUACCCCUUCGUUACCAUCUCCUUCCUCUUCCUCUUCCUCGUCUACCCCAUCUUCAUGCUCCUCCUCCUCCUCCUCCUCUUCAAUUGAUAUACCAACCACCAUAGCCAUCAUGUCAUCCUACCGUUGUUUGACUGAUCCUGAGCGUCAGGAAUGUCUUAGCAAGAACUUAUGCUUCGUAUGCAAGAAGAGGGGGCAUGUCGCACGGAUGUGCCCCACCCGAUCUCGCUCCCCUGAGAAUGCCUCAACACCCCUCUUGGGAAAUCGCCCAUGUGUUUGACUACUGAACCUAUGUCAACGCACCCGUUCCGUCCAUAGCAGGCCUCCUACUCCUCGGCGCAUUCACUCACAAUUCCCCCUCCCUUCUCCUCUGCGCUCUCCUCCUGCCUCCCUUCUUCCUCCUCCCUCAGCUCCUCUUCUAUCUCCUCCCCUCCCCAUCCUCUGUAUGCCGUCGUCGCCUCUCUCUUCUCCACUGUGUCUUCAUCUGCUCACUUUGAACACUUGCACAUCGUAUCCUUCGCGAGAGUAAAGCCUCGUAUGAUGU
Molecule: messenger RNA, 1569 nt
Organism: Chara braunii
Lineage: Eukaryota; Viridiplantae; Streptophyta; Charophyceae; Charales; Characeae
Source: the annotation of a GenBank genome assembly